Otolemur garnettii (small-eared galago) is the source of this 1884-nucleotide messenger RNA. RefSeq names its product RALY heterogeneous nuclear ribonucleoprotein (gene RALY). Gene Ontology annotation, molecular function: RNA binding. Bases 521 to 1828 code for a protein of 435 amino acids. The record is from RefSeq and is a predicted model, not a curated record. Gene Ontology annotation, cellular component: nucleus. The transcript is spliced from 12 exons. NCBI's taxonomy places the organism in Eukaryota, Metazoa, Chordata, Mammalia, Primates, Galagidae.
ACAGGGAGGAGGAGGAGGGAAAGCCCGGGGCCAGGGCCACAGCGGCGGGUGGGGCCGAGCGAAGGGAAGCCUCUUCGCGAGCCCCCACACCCGCGCGCCUCGGUGGUGCCGGCCGAGGGAAGGGCUCGCGGCUGCGGGGCUCGCGCCGCUGUCAGUGCGGCUGGGCGCGCGAUCGGCGCGGGCGCGGGGCGGCAGAGCUGAAGGAAGCUGAGGGGGCGGUAGCGGCGGUGGCGAUUCCCGCGCUUGUGCUCAGCCUCCUCACGCCGCGGCCGGGGCUGCCUUCUCCCGCACUCUCUCUCGACCCCAAGUGCGGGGGCACCGCCUCCUUCCGCGCCGCUUUCUCCAGACCUCUACGUGCGGGUGAGCCUCGUUCCCAGAGGCAGCUGGUGCUGACCCGUGUAACCCAGAGGAAGAAAUAGCUGGCUAAGCACAGCCUUUGUACUGAGUUAAAGAAGAUAGACCUUCUUAGACAUUCAGAAAGGAGAUUCAGUUGAAGGACCCAGCAGAGCAGGUGGCCACCAUGUCCUUGAAGAUCCAGACAAGCAAUGUGACCAACAAGAAUGACCCCAAAUCCAUCAACUCUCGGGUCUUCAUUGGAAAUCUCAACACAACUGUGGUGAAGAAGUCAGAUGUGGAGACCAUAUUCUCCAAGUAUGGCCGUGUGGCCGGCUGUUCUGUGCACAAGGGCUAUGCCUUUGUCCAGUAUGCCAAUGAGCGCCAUGCCCGGGCAGCUGUGCUGGGAGAGAAUGGGCGGGUGCUGGCCGGGCAGACCCUGGACAUCAACAUGGCUGGAGAGCCCAAGCCCAACAGACCCAAGGGGCUAAAGAGAGCAGCAUCUGCCAUAUACAGUGGCUACAGCUUUGACUAUGAUUACUACCGGGACGACUUCUACGACAGGCUCUUUGACUACCGGGGCCGCCUGUCGCCUGUGCCAGUGCCCAGGGUAGUCCCUGUGAAACGACCCCGGGUCACAGUCCCUUUGGUCCGACGUGCCAAAAAAAACACGCCUGCUAAUCUCUUUGCCCGCUCAGCCAAGAUCAAGUUAAAGAGCAGUGAACUGCAGGCCAUCAAGACAGAGCUGACACAGAUCAAGUCUAAUAUUGAUGCCCUGCUGGGCCGCUUGGAGCAGAUUGCUGAGCAGCAAAAAGCCAAUCCAGAUGGCAAGAAGAAGGGCGACAGCAAUGCUGGCAGUGGCGGUGGUGGCAGCGGCGGUGGCAGUGGCGGUGGCAGUGGCGGUGGUGGUUGCAGUGGCAGUGCUAAUAGUGGCAGCGGCAACCGGCCACCAGCCCCCAAAGAGGACAUACCUUCUGGAGUAGCCAUGCCUCAGGGGGAAACACAGACUCGAGAGGAAGGCGAGGAGGAGGGGCUGCUGACACAUAGUGAGGAAGAGCUGGUUGGAAAAAGGGAAAAUCAGCCAGGGGGAACAGCACAUGGUCUCCAGAGUUCCAGAGAGCAGGACUGGAGUUGCCUGGGGAAGCCACAGGGAGGAGCACAGCCAGGACACAGAUGCGGAGGACGGAGGCUUGCAGUAAGCAGCCUGACAGGAGCAAUGGCCACCAACAGGAGAAAUGCAUCACUGCCCCAGGCCUCAAGCUGGGCACCUACCCUGGAUGCCACCCCCCAGCGGGUACCAGAGGAGAGCUGGCAGCAGGCACCUCCUCCCCCACGCAUCCCAGCCAGUGCCACAUCCUCUCCAGGUGGAGUUUCCAGCCAACCCCUUCCCUGUGCACCCUCCCUGUCUGCCCUGUCCAGUUCAGAGGGCAGAGCACAGGAGUUUCCCCACACUCUGCCUCCCCAGGAUACUCCUAAACUUGGGGUUUUUCUAUAGGUUUGGAGGAGGGGCCCAUGGGGAGGGACCCUGACAAUAAAGAGAUUGGAUCCUAA